Messenger RNA from Morone saxatilis (striped sea-bass), 1155 nucleotides. Its product is annotated as neurexophilin-2-like. The record is from RefSeq and is a predicted model, not a curated record. The coding region runs from base 1 to 921 and encodes 306 amino acids. NCBI's taxonomy places the organism in Eukaryota, Metazoa, Chordata, Actinopteri, Moronidae. Gene Ontology annotation, molecular function: signaling receptor binding. The transcript is spliced from 2 exons.
AUGGAGAAACGUUGCUGCAAAAUGAGGGCGCUGUGUUUGAACUUUGCCAUCACCUGUCUGUGGCUUCUCCCUUCAGCGGUCCAAGAAACAGCCAAACCCUUGGACUUUCAGAGCCCACAAUGGAGAGAGGAGGAAGAAGGAAGAGGUGACAGUGUAGGAGCUGCUUUGAAGGUUAAACAUAUCUCCAAAGAUUUACAGAUCAUCUCCACCAAGCACAAAACACCAGCUUACGGCUCCCUCGGCCCAUAUGGAUGGCCUCAGAACUUCUCACAAGCCCUGGACCAGUACUUGUACCGCCCUCCUCCCAAAUCCAAACCUCCCGCAAAAGCAUCCCCAAAGGCCAAGAAGAUUCUGGGCUGGGGCGAUUUUUACUUCAACGUGAAAACAGUGAAGUUCAGCCUCCUGGUGACGGGGAAAAUCGUGGACCACAUCAACGGCACAUUCAGCGUCUACUUCCGCCACAAUUCAUCCCGUCUGGGGAACAUAUCCGUCAGCAUCGUUCCACCCUCCAAAGCUGUAGGAUGGGAGGUUUUGGAUCCGGCGGCUCAACACGUUCACACCAAAAACUCAGUCUUGGUUCCAGAUCUGACAUCCCAGUUCCAGAGUCCACCUCAGUCCACCAGCUCCACCCCUCUGGACCAGCAGAAGCAGCAGCAGGACGUGAUGAUGGUGACCGAACUCAACUGCCGGAUUGAAUACCAGAGAACCAACCGGUCCAAGAAGACCAAGCCCUGCCUGUACGACCCGGGACAGACCUGCUACUCAGAAAACACCCAGUCCCAGGCAGCCUGGAUCUGCGCCAAACCCUUUAAGGUUAUAUGCAUCUUCAUCGCCUUCACUGGCACCGAUUACAGGCUGGUGCAGAAAGUCUGUCCAGACCACAACUUUCAGACUGAGCAGAACCAGCAGCACUUCGGAUGACAGAUUCUGACACGCUGAAACUGAGAUAGCAAACACUGACUUUUCAUACAUCCCUUAAAACCGUGUGUUUAAUUUAGGUUCAACAUGUUUUUAUACACCAUUAAAAAAACAUUUUCAACAUGUCAGUGAGCGCAGUUUGAGCCAGAACUUGUGUUAAUGUGUUAAUAGCAGCGCUUGUCUAUGAUGAGAUUUAUAACGUGAGCUUUGUGUUUGUCUGAAACUAUUCUCAUCUGC